Messenger RNA from Cannabis sativa, 1155 nucleotides. RefSeq lists its product as uncharacterized. Gene Ontology annotation, molecular function: nucleic acid binding. Lineage: Eukaryota; Viridiplantae; Streptophyta; Magnoliopsida; Rosales; Cannabaceae. Bases 1 to 1155 code for a protein of 384 amino acids. The transcript has 4 exons. The record is from RefSeq and is a predicted model, not a curated record. Gene Ontology annotation, biological process: DNA integration.
AUGGUAGACCCAGGGAAGAUUGAAGCAGUAAAGAAUUGGCCUAGACCGAAAAUAGUUACUGAGAUACGAAGUUUCUUAGGUUUAGCGAGCUACUAUCGACGUUUUGUAGAAGGAUUCUCCAAGAUUGCAAUGUCGUUGUCUGAGUUAACCAGAAAUAAUCAGCGGUUUGUAUUGUCAGAUAAGUGUGAGAAAAGUUUCCAAGAAUUGAAACAACGGUUGAUUACAGCUCCAGUUUUAGCCUUGCCAUCUGAUCAAGAAAAGUUUGUGGUGUAUUGUGAUGCAUCUAGGCAAGAUGCCUUGAGUCAAAAAGGGCCUGAUCAAGCGUUCAAUAUGGUAAUGAUUUCUCCCCAGUUAGGCUUGGAUAUGUCUAGGGAAAACAUUGAGUUUGUGAUUGGAAAAUUGCAUAACCUGACACUUCAAUCAGACUUGUUGGAAAGGAUUAGAAUGGCACAACUAGAAGACCCUGAACUGAUUAAAGCUCGAGAAGAUGUCUUAGCAGGCAAAGCUAAGGACUUUUCGGGAACCACCCAGAUGUUUAAAGAUCUAAAGCCCUAUUUCUGGUGGUACGGGAUGAAAAGGGACGUGGUGGAUUAUGUGACUAAAUGCUUAACCUACCAACAAAUUAAAGCAGAACAUCAGCGACUAGCAGGAUUACUUCAACCAUUAUCACUUCCUGAAUGGAAGUGGGAAGACAAUGCGAUAGAUUUUGUGGUUGGAUUGCCCAGGACCACAGGAAUGUACGACUCAGGAAUGUACGACCAAAGAUACCCUAAAUUUACAUCAAAGUUUUGGGUGAGUUUACAGAAGGCCAUGGGUACUAGUUUGAAGUUCAGCACGACCUUUCAUCCUCAAACAGAUGGGAAAUCCGAACGAACUAUUCAGAUACUUGAAGACUUGUUACGAGCUUGUGUCAUGGAUUUUAAAGGUUCAUGGAGCAAGUAUCUGCCUCUGAUUGAAUUCUCUUACAAUAACAGUUAUCAAAUUACCAUAGGAAUGGCUCCCUACGAGCUACUCUAUGGCAAGAAAUGUCGCUCCCCAAUUCAUUGGGACAAAAUGGGAGAACGAAAGUAUUUAGGCCCUAAGUUAGUCCAAAAGACAAAUGAGGCAAUUGAUAAGAUUAAAGCUCGAAUGUUUGCUUCGCAGAGCAGACAAUAA